AUGCUCCCGCACUUAUUCUGCUCCGAUGUCCCACCUCAAUCUGAUGAUGAUGAGGGUCUCAGGAAGCCCCCACGUCCUCACAUCAGAAACCUGAAGCAGAAGAUGUCUUUCUCUGCCAUGGGAGAUUCGGAUUCUGCUCUGUCCCUGGACUCCAGCGUCUUCUACAGCGAUUGUUCUGCAGCCCCCCGAGAUCAUUUCACCAUCAAUGUGGGGGGCAGCAGAUUCGUCCUUUCUCUGCAAACCCUAUCCAGUCACCCACAGACACGGCUGGGGAAGCUGGCAACUUCAGGAAGGGAUGAGGUGUAUGACCUGUGUGAUGACGCUAACCUGAUGGACAAUGAGUAUUUCUUUGACCGGAGCUCCCAGAUGUUCGAGUACAUCAUUAACUACUACAAGACUGGACGUCUGCACAUCAUGGAGCAGCUGUGUGCAGUGUCCUUUCUCCAGGAGAUUGAGUACUGGGGGAUUGAUGAGUUGAGCAUUGACCACUGCUGCAGGGACAGGUACUUCAGGAAGAAACUACAGACUGAGACCUUGGACAUUAAGAAGGACCAGGAGGAGCUUGAGUCAGAAGAAGAUGACUUCACAGGAGUUCCAUUUGAAAACUUGAGACAGAAGCUCUGGGAUGUCCUGGAGAAGCCUGGAUCUUCAGUAGCAGCUAAGACCUUUGGCACGGUUUCUAUGACUUUUGUGGUGGUCUCCAUAGCUAACAUGGUGCUGAUCUCCUCUGAGGUCAGCACGAUAGACCAACCUCUCUUAAAUAUCUUGGAAUAUGUCUGUGUCACCUGGUUUACAGUGGAGUUAGUUCUCAGGUUUCUAUGUGUGAGGGACAAAUGCCAUUUCAUGAUGAGUGUGGUUAACAUGAUAGACCUGAUUGCUAUCCUGCCCUUCUACAUCACACUGGUGGUGGAAACCUGGUUUGGGGAGAGAACCGACCUUGAGAAUGUGGGGAGGAUAGUGCAGGUUCUGAGACUCAUGAGAUCACUGAGGAUGCUGAAGCUGGGAAGGCAUUCAACAGGUCUAAAGUCUUUAGGAAUGACCAUUGCUCAGUGUUACGAAGAAGUCGGCCUUCUGCUUCUCUUCCUAUCAGUGGGCAUUUCCAUAUUCUCUGCCCUGGAAUACGCCAUUGAACACAACGUUCCUGACACAAGUUUCACAAGUGUCCCCUGUGCCUGGUGGUGGGCGACAACCUCCAUGACAACUGUAGGCUACGGAGACAUCAGACCGGACACCACAUUUGGUAAAAUUGUCGCCUUUCUGUGCAUUUUAUCUGGCAUUUUAGUUUUAGCCCUACCAAUUGCUAUUAUCAAUGACCGAUUUGCUGCUUGUUACUUCACAUUAAAAAUGAAGGAGACAGCUCUGAGGCAAAGGGAGGCCUUAAAGAAGCUAAUGAAGAACAUCAGCACCGAAUCCGAUAUCAACGUGAAUCUAAGGGACAUUUAUGCCAAAAGUGUCAUGGAAAUGUUACGACUGAAAACCCGAGAACGAGCAAGUACAAGGAGCAGCGGAGGAGAUGACUUUUGGUAA
This is a messenger RNA of Bufo bufo (common toad), 1527 nucleotides long. It is a transcript of the gene KCNV1, whose product is annotated as potassium voltage-gated channel modifier subfamily V member 1. The transcript has 2 exons. Gene Ontology annotation, biological process: potassium ion transmembrane transport; protein homooligomerization. The coding region runs from base 1 to 1527 and encodes 508 amino acids. NCBI's taxonomy places the organism in Eukaryota, Metazoa, Chordata, Amphibia, Anura, Bufonidae. The record is from RefSeq and is a predicted model, not a curated record. Gene Ontology annotation, molecular function: protein binding; voltage-gated potassium channel activity. Gene Ontology annotation, cellular component: membrane; voltage-gated potassium channel complex.